GUACUCCACGCUCAGCACAGUGAGCUCCUCCUCCGGUUAGACAAGCUGGAGGCCGCCCUCUCAAGGAGCUGGCGGGGAGAGAGCCGAAAAGAGCUGAGGGCAGCUCUCAGUCACAGUACCUCCUCCAUGGAUCUCUUUGAGAUCCCGGAGAAUCCUAGCGAGAAGAAGCCGGCGGAGGCCCAGGCGGUGCCGGUGCCGAUUGCCCCCAGGGUUGAGUCCAAUGCCAAAGCGAAGCGAAGUGCUACGAGUCGUUACGAGCUUGCGAAGGAGCAGGGCAACCGCGUUGAGGAGAUGAAGCAGAUGCAAAUGGACAGCGAGGGUGAUGACAUGGGCAACGACUGCCUGCAGAGUCGCAUGCGGCCCCUUCGAAGGUCUGCACAGCAGCUGGCCGCAUCAUUGCCUUUCAACAUCUUCUUUGCACUGGUCAUCGUCUCGAACUCACUCGUCCUCGGGUUUCAGCUGGAAUGGAAUGCCAGCCGAGUAAUGGACUCGCAAGACCAAACUAUAUGGAUCAUAGUUCAUGUAGCCUAUGCCAUACUCUUCACGAUAGAGAUGAUGAUUCGCAUUACAGCUGCGGGACCUCUCGUGUACCUUUGUGGUCCUGGCUGGGCGUGGAAUUGGCUGGAUGUCUUUGUGGUCCUUCCCGCUUGGGUGGAGCUAGCUCUGGACCUGAGUGCCCCAAGUGAGGGGGGCGACGGAGGAGCUUCAAGCAAUCUCCGAAUCGUGCGAGUCUUCAAGGUGACGAGGCUACUGCAGGUGGUCCGUUCCGUCCGCUUGAUCAAGUUCCUCGGAGCCUUGCGUGCCCUUGUCAUGUCGGUGGUUGACACGACCCGGCAGCUCGCAUGGGCCUUGUUGCUUCUAGGGUUGGUGAUCUACAGUUUCGGCAUUCUCUUCGCAGACGCUGCCUUGGACUAUGGGAUCCGACACGACCUCAGUGAGGACUCGACGCUUUUGGAGUACUUCGGCGGGGUGUACCUGUCUUGCCAGACGCUCUUCCGCGCGAUUUUGGGUGGUUUGGACUGGGAGAUUGCAGUGAACUCGCUCAUUCAAGUUGGCUGGUUCUGGGUCCAACUUUUUCACACCUACAUCGCUUUUUGCGGAUUCGCUGUGUUAAAUGUCAUGACCGGAGUCUUCGUAAACUCGGCCAUCAAGACUCGUGAAAGGGAUCACGAGACCUUGCUUCAGAACAAGCAGCGCUUCAAGGAGCUGGUCUCAAAGAUAUGGUCGAGGAUGGAUGCUUCGGGGCAAGGACAGAUCACCAUCAUCGAGUUCGAGCAGAUGUUCGAGGAUGAAGAGAUGAAGGCUUUCUUCCAAACCAUCGAAAUCAAUGCCGUGGAUGCCUGGACCCUCUUCGAUAGCCUGGACGUGGAUGGAGAUCACACCAUCAGCUUGGAAGAAUUCUCGGAGCGGUGCAUGCAACUCCACGGCCCAGCCAGGUCGGUAGACUUGUAUGCCUUGGUGAAGCAGAUUCACGCUCUGGGAGAGCAGCAGCAUCAAAUGAGCGAUUCUUUGGCGACUCUGAUUGAGAGGUGGAGGACAGCUUCUCGUUUGCGACUUUGUCACGCGAGCCGCCUGACCGCUUCUCUGCCUGAGGGCUGUGGGUCGGCUGCGGCGGCUGCAAGUGCAAGUGUGCAAGAUAUCCGAGUUUUCGCGGCCCGCUUGUCAGAGGACAGGGCCAUGCCGGCAGGUGGUCUUCGCCUUGGAGAACGCAAGCUCUCCUUGAAGCCCUCGGAAGCCGAGCCGGACUCCGUGCGCUGGGCCUCCUUCGGAGGCGGGAGCCGCGACUUUGCUUGGAGGUGCCUGCGCGCCAUCUUGGAGCUGACAGCCGUGAUCCUCUUGAUCAUGUACGUUCUGAAGUACCCCUAUGCACGGUACGUCCUUUCUUUCUCCUACGCCGAGACCGGGAAGCCGAACAGUUUAAACGGAAGGUUUCUGAUGCUCAUCUCCAUCAUUGCCAACCAGAUCAUCUACCUCUUCAGCGACAAAGUCGCCGAGGAUUUGAAUCUUUGGUACACCGAGCACAAGCAGAAGGCCUACUUGGGCUUCUACCUCGUGGCCAUGAUCCUGGAGCUGAUGAUGGACCUCUUCUUCACUGCAAGGACGACCUUCAACCAGCUUGUGGCAGCCGGUCGGCGGAGCUACGGUGGCGAGAAGCUCUCGGACAUUGCGAGCUGGCACGAGGUGGUUCAGACCUACGUGAUGCAGAACGCCCUGGGCAACCAACUCUUGGAUUACGCCAUGCCCUCCACGUUCCUGGCGCCCUUCAUCUUCGAGCCCAUUCUCGGCUUCGUGGCCUACCACUUGGGAAAGCUGGUCGUUCGCUCCCAUGUGGAGAUGAGCAAUUAUGAUGCGCAGGAGACAGUGAGCUGGUUCUGGGUCAACGACCUUUCACGCUAUGGUGACGCCAUUCUGAACCUCACCAUCGCGGUGAUAUUCCUGGCCAUCCACGGGGGCUUCACUGCGCGGGCAUUUGGCUACCUCCUGGGAUGUCACGUCUACAUCUACCUCUUCGAUCACUGGAUGAUGCUCCGGGCGAUGCCUCGAGUGAGGUAUAACCUGAUGUCAGUCGACAUUCUGGCGCACAUGAUGAUGGCCAUCCCAACCGGCAUUGUCCUGGUCUGCGUCGUCUUCAAGGCCAACUGCAAAGACAUGCAAGAGCAUCCGCUUGGCAAGCUCAUGCCCUUCGAAACGUACUGUUUUGUGAGCAUGGACCUCAUGCGUGUGCUCAUCCUGGUGUUCGUGCUUCAUGCCAGUCUUCACGUGCUCAUCGUGCACUUGCUCCUGAACUACAUCCGGGUGGACCACUCGCAGCAGGAGACCAGCUACGUGGACCUCGCGCCUCGACUUCGCUGGACGUUUCUCGCUCGACGGUUCUGCACUUUCAAAUUGAGGAUCGUGCCCUGCCCUGAGUCGUCAGGAAGAGGCACGAUCCUCCUUGCCGUCCGGGCCCAAUUGUCGGUUGGGGCCAAGGGAGAGAGCUCAGACGCGGACAUGUCUGCAUUGGCAUGCGCAGAGCCCUCGCCAGUGACGGCCAAUAAGCACGGACUCUCCUCGCUCUUUGCCAGGGCCAAUCCAGAGGCGAAUUGCCACUUCGAGGAUGCCAACUACUACACGGCCGGUGUGAUCGAGCCCAGACCUGGCAGCAGCGCGGGCGCCGCAGCUACCAAGUAUGAGGGCCUUUGGGGAGCCAUUACGACCUUUCCCAAGCGUCAGCCCUUCGCCACGAACGUGAUCGUUGCAACGGUGAAAACGUCUUUAGCUGACCUCAUAGUGCAAAAGGCUGAGGGUAAGGAGAAAGUGGAUUGGCAGAGGAACGGUGCCUUCACUGCCUUCGGCUUCGCUUACCUCGGCUUCGUGCAGUGGUUCAUCUACGUGACCCUCUUCACGCGCCUGUGUCCUCACGCAAUCCGCUUUGCGAACCUCUCCUGGGCCGAGAAGCUGAAGGACCGCGCGGGGCAGCUGGACCUCGUGAAGCAGACGUGCUUGGACAACUUUGUCCAUUACACGUUCGUGUACUUCCCCGUCUUCUACGUCAUCAAGGAGGGCAUCAACACCGUCACCGCGGGCCCUGAGGCACCGGCACCGGCCGAGCCCCUGGUUUCCCGGGCGCUGGCCAAAUACUGGAGGAAUUCCGUGCAGGACAACCUCUACAUGUGGGGUCUCUGGGUCCCCUUCGAUCUGAUAAUCUAUGCGGUGCCCAUCUGGAUGAGACUGCCGCUUAACCAUGGCGUCAGCCUGGCUUGGACCAUGAUCCUCAGCGCGCUGCGCGGCAGCGAGAAGUGA
Symbiodinium sp. CCMP2456 is the source of this 3783-nucleotide messenger RNA. The record is from the annotation of a GenBank genome assembly. NCBI's taxonomy places the organism in Eukaryota, Dinophyceae, Suessiales, Symbiodiniaceae.